Messenger RNA from Lymnaea stagnalis (great pond snail), 12960 nucleotides. Lineage: Eukaryota; Metazoa; Mollusca; Gastropoda; Lymnaeidae. The record is from the annotation of a GenBank genome assembly.
GGAGUCAAUCUUGUAUAGCUUAGACUGAACAUGGCGGUGGUGCUCAGCUCUGAUUCAUCGCUCUGAUUACAUACAAAGCAGUUGUUAUGGUGUUAAACCUAUCAAGGCUUUGUCAGAACAUUACUCCAUUCAAUUUAUAGCGCGUCCGUGAAUUUAAGAGUGAAGUCCAUGUUUUUUUCGUGGUAUAAAUAGUGAGAGGAGAGUGUAGUUCAGUAAGUUCUUCAAGUGUAUGCUGCAUGCUAAACGAUAAUCCGCUCUAGCUUUUUAAACUUAUUAAAAUAUUUAAUUCGGAUCAUGUUUUUAAAAUUUGCGAAAUUAAAUAAUGAAAAUAUUCAUGGGUAUGAUAAAGACGUAAUUUUGCUGACUAAUAGGAAGCGAUUUAUAUUACAUUACGCAUUUCGCUGGGAAAAAAAUAAGCGAUGCCAGGUUUUUUAAAGUUUUUUAUUCCGCAGCAUUGUUUUCCUUGUGAAGUUGGUAAAUAAAUUAAAAAUAUAUCUUAUGUCAUUGUCAUGUCGCUACUGUCAAUGUAGCUUUGAUAAAUCAGUGAUAGAUACUUUUUACUAAACAAUUUACAUUUCUGAAAAGCUCUAGUCCCGUCUUUAGUUGAUCCAGCUCUUUAACUUUAUUAUUCAUAAUAAUUGGCCUAUCUAAUUAUAAAUUUUAAAAAUUAUUGUUAGUCCCGAUUUUGCUUGGGCUUGAAUUAGCUUGUAAUCAUAAUCCCUUUUUGAGCCUUGGUCUGAAUCUGAAGUCUGAAUAACGUGUGUGUAGCCUAGCCUACCUAAGUAGGCUACAUUGAGUAAAUGAUAUUGAUACAUUUUAAAUGCAUUUACAUUUUCAUUUUAAUUAUCAUUUAACAUUUAAAUGCUAUUGCACACUUUUUAAUUAUUAUUUAACAUUUUAAAACUGAAAAAUACAGGAUAACCGUUUCCAUACCAGUAUAUGACUUAAUCCAUGCCCACCUUAGCUUUUAUUAAAAAAUAAAAUUUAUAAUAACAUUAAUAUUAAUUACCGUAUUAUUAACCAAAGUUGGGGUAACAACUUUGCGACCAAUCAUAUCUUAUAUAAUCAAAAUCCUGAUCUGAGGCGUUGAAUUCAUUUAAAAUAAUUACUUUUCUUAGUUUUUUAAAAAUUGAAUGUUUUGUUAUUAAUAGGUACAACAACAAAAAACAGCUUAUUGUAAGGUAUAUUAUAUUAUAUUAUUAGUAUUGUAACUUUCUGUGCUCAAUAUUAUCAUAAUUUACUUAACUCUUAACACAGUUCUUUUCUUUCUUAUUUUUCAGGUGCUACAGCCUACAAGAACCCAAAUUUCACGACUUUCCAAUCACCUUGAACAUUUCCUGUUUCCUACUCGUUUAAUUUACUUGCAGUUCCACCCGCCCUUGAUCUGAGAAUAAAUGCUCAUCCCAGACAUCAGCUGUUCGGCGCACCUAUCUACACAGAUAGCAGCCUCUCCUUGCACCACCGCCCACAGUAAAUUUCAGACUCGUGACCCCCUCACCACAUUGCAUAAACAGAAUACUCAGUGACCAUUAGUCUCUUCAACACACUACAUAUGCAGCAUUAGCUUCUUUCAACCUAUUUUAUCCCCGUCCAUUCACUCUUCCUCACUAAAGACACGGUCAGGAUGAGCAAAACAUUUAUCCUGAAAAGAAACUCAUCUCCUGAUUCAAUGGUAACACCCAGGACUCCAGAAACUCGGUAAUUUACCAACUUAAUGUAGCUCAUAUAUGAGGUCGUCCAUAAAUGACAUCAAACAUCUAAAGGGGAAUGGUGGGGUCAUGAAUUUAUCAUGAUGUAUUUGAGAGUGUUUAAAUUUUGUGGUGUCUCCAAAUCUACAACAAUUAGUGUGAUGUCAGUAAUGAAGGUCCCUAUGUUAAUAUAAAUAUAAUUUAUUGGAUUUGCAGUCAAACACUCUUGCUUCGAGUUUUGCUUGUAGCCUAUAAAUGAUCCAUAAAAAGUUUUUUAAAGAAAUAAGGGAAUAAUAAUUGUUUUUCUUUUUUUUUUUCCCAAUUGCCUUUACUAUUUUUUUGUUAUAGUAUUAUUUUUUUCAUGUUCAUAACUAAAUUUUUUUGGGUAGUUACUUAACAUGCAAUUAUCAUUCUUUUUUUUUUUUUUUUUAAAUGCAAUUUUUUUAUUAUAACAGUUCAUAUUUCAUGUCAUAACUUUUCCCAAGAUUUCUUCUAAUUAUAUAUAAGUUAGACCUAAUAAGUGCUAAACAAAACAAAAUAUUUUGUUAAACGAUUUUUUUAUUUUUUUUUUUUUUAUUUUUUUUUUUUUUUUUUUUACAUUUUUUUUUUUUUUUUUUUUUUUUUUUUUUUUUAAAUGCAAUUAUUUUAUUAUAACAGUUCAUACUUCAUGUCAUAACUUUUCCCAAGAUUUCUGCUAAUUAUAUAUAAGUUAGACCUAAUAAGUGCUAAACAAAACAAAAUAUUUUGUUAAACGGGACUAUUAAAUCUUAUCCAAAUCAUCUUUUUUUAAAACUUGCUUUUAAAUUUUGAAUAAAUAUCAUCAGGGUAAAAUUAAAGUUUAAUUUUUUUUUUUUUGCUGCAGCUACUUCCCUUUACAUUUAAUAAACACCUUUUGGCUAAUUAUAAAACAUUUAAUGACGCUUAAUUGAUAAAUUUAUAAAAAAUAAACAAACUAUAACUGAAUACAGAGCAUCUUGUUUUUAUAAGUUUAUUGUAUUAUGCACACACAAAAAUUACACAAAUUUAUUAGCAAUUUAAAACUUUUCUCUUUAAUCUUGCAGAACAAAAUCAUUGCCAAGGGAGUCCUCCAUCAGUUACACAAAACCUUAUCACAGAUCAGAGUUUGGCAUAGAUGUAGGUAUUUUAAUUAAAUUGAAUCUUAAAGUAAUAUAUUACUCCAGAAUCAAUAAAUAUUAUUUUCUUAAAAUGUUUAGUUUGGAUGUAACUACAAAAAAUGUACAUAAGGAAAUUUAUUAAAGAGCUAAGCAAAACCAAAUAUUUAGUUAUGUUUUGUUAUAUGGAUUAAAUAAUUAUUGUGAAGAGAGAGAUUAUAAAAAGAAUUAUUUAUUGAAAUUUAACUUUUUAACAGCACAAGAAUAAAAAAUUUCAACUUGCCAAUUUUAUAAAUCAUUUUCAUAAAAUGCAUGCUAUUAUUAUAUAACGAUAUAUGUAUGAUAUAAUCUAUUAUUUAACAAUUUUGACAUACUGAAGUGAUAAAACAUGUAGAUAAGUUGUUAUGGAAAGAAGGCAUUCUAAGGAUUAUAUAAUACGUCCCAUUUCUUUUACUUCUUAGUUAUAAUUCCCCCAAAAUUGUAUUUUUAAAUCUUAACAACACACUUGUUAACCUUUCUGCUGUAUGGUGAAACAGAGAUUGAAAACAGCAGAUUAGAUUAUGUUUUUUAAAAAUGUCUUUAGUUAAUUCAAAAUACUAACAAUGACAAUUGUUUUAAGAAAACAAGAAAAUAAAUGUGUAAAUGUUUUGUCUCUAUGUUGUUUUAUAGGGUGGUAUGUCCAGAUGUCCUGUGCAUGAUACUCCUAGGUAAGUAACAAGAGUUAAAGCUGAAUUUUUAUAUAUAUCAAAUUGAAAUAUAUGAUCACUGUCAAAAUAUUCCAUCCUUAUGUCAAAUAUUUUGUUGUCUAAAUGCCUUAUGAUGCUAGCGACUAUUUCGAUGGCAUGUACUCCUUGGUUAUAACUCGGACUAGUGUGAUUGAAACAACACUAAAGGUUCAUGGUACAUAAUGCGUUUAUUUUGAUCGAACUAAAACAUCAAGUGGUUUCACAUUGAAGUUGAGACAUGAGAAUACAUAUUAUGCAGAACAAUAUUCUCUUCAGGUAAAAAGUCCCACAGCGAAUCUAACUAAAAAUACUAUCCUCUCUGUCGCUCACUUGAUCUCACCCUCACUCUCAAGAUCCCUAGUUCACUCUGCCACUCACAAUCGUUGUCUCCCCUUUUACCCCCCAAAUUUCACGCACCCAUCCAUGACUUGAAAACAGUUCACACUCGUUCACAUAACCCCAUUGUUACAAAUCACAACACACACAACCUCUGGUUUCAUGACCUUGACAAUCACCAUCUCAAGAUAUGUCUUUUACCUGUGAAAUGACCAAUAUGAUAUGUGCAUGCAUCAAAAUUUGAAUGAUUAAAAUUUUCAAUGAGAUAAAGUUGCCUGCCAAAUUUAAACUUCCAGGACUUGAGGGAGUUGAUUAAAAAUGGCCCUUUAAAGUUCAUACAAAUAGACAAUUCUCAUUUCAAGUUAAUUGAAGUAGCAUCUUUUUCUUUUGUUCUUAAAAAUACAUAAUCAUUACUACUAGGCCUACAUAUCAACUGAAUUUUCAGAUCUGUUACUACAUCACCAAGACUAACCAGAGACAAUACCUACCACAUACAUGGGAAAAACGUUACCAAACGCUUCAACAAUAUGCAGAACUGGAAUACAAUCUACACAUCUAAGUAAGAAUGAAAAUGUCAAAGUAUAUAUAUAUAAAUAUAUAUAUAUAUACAGUUACAUAAUCCUUAACUCUCCUUAAUGGUCUCACAUAAAUACUCAUGUUUGGUAAUCUAGCUUUUGCAAAGCUUAAGACCAACUUAAGGUAAAAGGAGGUACCAUUUUUUGAAACGUGGCUGACUGGUUUGUAUAGAUUUGGAUAAUUCUUCUUCUUGAAAACUGGCUAUUGUUUCUUUGGCAAGGAUGCCCAGUUAUCAGAUGUCUGAUUUGGAGGCAAGUGGCCCUAGCACACCAAAGUCUAGUAAACAUGGGACAGUUGGAAAACACAAGGAUCUAAAACGGAAGAUGGUUUUUGAUCUGCACAAAGAGAUCAAGAAAGGAAUCAACACAACUUCACUUGAGGAAAUUUCAGAUAUGGAGAGGUUAGAGCCUUUUAGAGCUAGACAUUUAUUAUUUCAAUCUAAUUUUCAUCUCAGAAUUUUGUCAAUGAAAGAAAGAAGAAAUUUUAAAAAGUAUUAUACCCUUUAAAUUUAAAAAAAUUUUGUGAUUUGAAUUGUUGGUUCUUAAUAGUUUAUUGUCUAAAAAUUAAUAACUCUUGUCUAAAAUUACCCUCUUUAAUUAUUUUUUUUUUGGUUGUUUUAUUGAAAAAACAUAUUAUAUUCAAGAAUGUUUAAAAACGGUAAGAUUUGAUGAGGUUGACAGUUAUGCUAUCACUCUGCCACAGGAUAACAGAGAUCUGUUUGGCUACUCUUAAAUCUAUGAUGGAUUCCAAGAAAUACAGGAAAUACCUUCAUCACAUGAACAACAAUGCAUUGGCUCCUCCUUUUGUAUUCUGCAGUGCCCCAAGGUGCUCGAGGAGUAACUUAAGCAACAAUGCGGAUGUAUGCAUCAGUUUGAAUGUAUACAUCUCUAAUGCCAUUAUUUAUUUUUGCUGCCAUUAUUUUUUAACAUCCAUUUUAAGUGCUUUUUAUGUUAACUUUUUCUAUGUUUACAGAUAUUUAUUUCUAUUUCUUCUCUGUCAUGCAUGAAAACUAUUGUUACCUAAUCAGUAUCUUUUAUUUUAAUUUAGUGUUUUCACAUUAUUUAUGCCCACAACCGUCUCCACAUAUUUUUGUCAAUCUCUUUAUAGCGGAGUAAAACAAAACUGUGUAAUCUUUUCAAGUUUAAACAAGAAAUUUGCUAGGCCUCAUUGUCUUUAAUCAGCUUUUAAUAUGAGAGAAUUUUGUAUGAGAAAAUUUUUCAAAUAGCUGCAGCAUCAUUAACUUGAAUGCUAUUUUUCUUAGGGACGAACAAAUAGUGAAAAACGUAAAGACUCUCUUCUGAAGAGCUCUUCAAGUGUUUUUGCGUAAGUGUUUCUUUCAUCAUAACAGAUAAUAUUGAUCACUUCAUAAACCACAUCUCUAAUCUAAUUAGAAAAGUUUCUGGCACAUAUAGUAUAUUUAUUUUAACAUUCUUCUGAUCUGUAAAUUUAUCAAGAUUUAUUUGCUCACUACAAUCAACAUAAAUAUCGUGGGGAUUUUUUUAAUCCAUAAUGGUUAUUGAUUAAAAAAUAAUAAAACUAGAAUAAUUACCAAUAAUCAUUUUUUAAAUAAGGAAAAUCUUCUGACUUGAAGCAAGUUGUUUUAAGUCAGUCAAUGACUGUUAAAUUCUUAUUUCAGUGUCUCAUUUGACUAAAUCACUUAAUAAUUUUUUUUUCUUAACCUAUACAUUACAGCCCAAAACACUUUAUUUGUCUUACAUAUUUACUGACUUUACUCUUCACCCUGCUCAGUACCUUUUUAGUUAUCAAAACCAUCUGUAUUUACAUACUUACUCAUUCAAUUUUCCCUUUUUAAUUCUCUUACCAAAGUUUCACCUUUAAAACAGGCGUGCAGAAAGCAAGAAACCAACUCAAGUCCAGACCACCCAAGCUAUGAUAGAGUCUGCCAGGUAAUUUUUAAAAACUUAAAAAUACAUAAAUUUUAUCCCAGUGAAUUGUACGCUUUCAAAUGUCCUUUUAAAACACAUGGAUGGCCAGUAUUUUGUAUGAAACAGUGAUUACGUACAAAAGGGGAAUUAUUUAGAAACCUUUAAAUUUUUGUGCAAUCCCCUUGAAAGCUUGGUGCAAGCACUGUCCUCUGUAAUUUUGAUGUCUACUGUCACGUUCUGGGACUCCUAAUGAUGUUUUACAGCCUUGUCAGUUUUUGUACCAUCCUUGUCAUGUUUUAUAGCCCUGUCAGAUUUGUACCAUUCUUGUCAUGUUUUAUAGCCCUGUCUGUUUUUUACAAUCCUUGUCAUGUUUUACAGCCCUUUUAGAUUUGUACCAUCCUUGUCAUGUUUUACAGCCCUGUCAGUUUUUGGACCAUUAUUCUCAUGUUUUACAGCCCUGUCAGUUUUUGGCCCAUUCUUGUCAUGUUUUACAGCCCUGUCAGAUUUGUACCAUUCUUGUCAUGUUUUAUAGCCCUGUCAGUUUUUGUACAUUCUUGUCAUGUUUUACAGCCCUGUCAGAUUUGUACCAUUCUUGUCAUGUUUUAUAGCCCUGUCAGAUUUGUACCGUUCUUGUCAUAUUUUACAGCCCUGUCAGUUUUUGUCCUCUUCCCAGUUAUAGUUUGUUAAUUACACUUAAAGUGUAUAUGAGUAAUAUUUAUUCAUCAGUUGUUGCAGUGAUACCAAACUUGUAGCGUCAGGGUCAUUUAAUUUGUGUUGAAACCAUUCAUGUAUUAAAAAAAAAAUGUGUUGUUUAAAAAACAAAUUUGCUUAUCUGUGCCGAAACAGAUUCAAAUAAUCAUCUAAAGAGCAAUCAUUAGACAAGAGAUCUUUGUGUAGUACUAAGGUCCUGUGUUGACUGGAAAAAUAUAGUCUCCAACUUUUAUAUGCCUUACAUUAAAUAUAAGCAUUCAAUUUAUUUUCCGUAGAACAAGGGCCACUGGAGGAAGGUUAGGUUACAUAUCGUAAGUAUGCUAAUUUUAAAAACUGAGUCAAAUUAAUUCAACUUGUUAAAUAUGAUAUGACUCACUUUCACAUAAAUUAAAAGAUCUUAAAGCUCAUUAACUGUGCUUUAUUUUUAAAAAAUCAUCUACAAUAGUAUGACAUCUUAAUGUGGAAUGACCAAACAUGAAAGAUAAACUGCGAUAAAAAUGCUUUGCAGGAAACAAGGAGUAAGUUUAUUUCUUUGUAUAACUUUAUUGAGUGCCUAUUUAUUUGAGAAUUAUUGUAUUAGUUUGUUUAAAAACAAAUUUAUUUUUUUUUAAGUGUACCCGGAGUUGGACGUAUCUUAAGGUAUACAAUGAAUUCAUUUUAAAGUCUCAUUUUGUUUUGUCUUUAUAUUUUAUUGAAAUCACAAUUCUAUAACAUGUUUUUAUUUCUAUUGGACAAUCCAAUCAAACAAAAAGCUUGAAUACAUAGUCAGAUGAUUGUUUUCUUCUGGGUUUAAUUAGAGGUUAUGGCGAUGGGGAUACCAAAGCAAGAGACAUUAUCUUUAUUAUGGUCUUUUCCCAAAAAACAUUUCUUUAUUCUUUGGGUUUGGAUUGUUAUAUUAUUCAAUUAAAUAUUUGACUCUGAAUUACAUUUAAAAAAAAAAAAUAAUAUUUCAAUUUACAUUGAAACGUUUUGGGAUUUAAAAGUUUGAGAGCGUCCAGAUUUCAUUAUUUCUACAGUUCGGAUGUAUGAGAGCGUCCAGAUUUCAUUAUUUCUAGAAUUCGAAUGUAUGAGAGCGUCCAGAUUUCAUUAUUUCUAGAGUUCUGAUGUAAAUAUUUUAAAUUCUGGAUUAUUUAAAAUAAAUUAAUGCAGUGGUUUUAUAGUUAUAGUCCAUUAAAGUUAAGAUCUUAAUAAAUGUUCACUUUCUUAUCAUAGGAUUUUUAAAAUAUGUUCCUGUUGUUAAGAACUUACAUAAUGAUAUUUGUUAAAUGUCACAGGAGAUAAGUAAUACUUAUAACAAUUUUUAAAAUAUUCCUUUCUGUUUUAACAUUUGGAUAGCUUCUUGUGUACAUAUAUUUACAUUUUUCAGAUCAAAGGAAACAGAUGACUCAAAGACAAGAAAACUUUCUGGCAUAAAUUAUAUGGGUUUGUUUGUAUUUCAUAACUUAUUUAUUGAUUACCCAUUGUCUGAAUUGUGGAAAUGAUUAGAACUUAGUAUCUUAACCCAAUCACUUGAUCUGGUAUUUUUACAUAAUCUUUGAGCCAAUAAACUUGCUCUUUAUACCCCCACCAAAAAAAGGCCACAAAUGUACUGAGUAAUUUUCCAUAAAGUAGUUCUUGCCAAAAGCCUCCCCUCCAAAAUGAGAGCAUCUGACAUAUAGCAUAAAGCAUAUAGUCAACGUCCAUGAAUUUGAUGCAUUGGCCACAUGUUGGCUUUCUUGAAAGUAAGAGUAUACAUUGUUCUGUUCUCAUCUGAGUAUAUUUUAAGUCUGCUAGUUAAAAUGUUUUUCCCAAUUGCAGCAAUGAAUAUUUAUUUUUUCAAGUUAAAGGAAUUCAUAAAGAGUUAAUGGUAAACUAAACAUCCUCAGUCCUUCAUUUUCUUGUAUCACUCGCCAAGUAAAAUACAAAUAAAAUUAAUUUGUUGGUCUAAUUUUAUAUUUUACCGGAAUCUCUUUUCCAAAUUUUAGGAGCCAAUUCCUCAAGAUCAAGGGAUACAGAUGUUGGGUUGUAUAUAGUAAGUUUUAGCCCUCUAACUCCUUACAACAGCAUUAAAUUUUACGCUUUCAUUUUCAUGCAUUACAAAAAUACUUGAGUACGGUCCAUUAAUCUUUGUAUAGCAAAAAUACUUUUUAUAUUUUAUGUAUUCAGAACAAACCCGAUCACCAAUCCCAUGUUUAUAAUGGUCAUGAUCAAUUAUCGACAGAUGAGCUAACAAUAUAUAUAAAUAAUUUUAAUUGAUACCCUACAAUUAAAUAUCUAAUUUUUUUAACAUUUUAUUCUAAACUUUGCAUUUACCAAAAAUGAAUCCUUUCAUCAUCAGGUCUAUCCCUAACAUACACAAUAUGUUAUUUGGUCAAAAUCUGUAUUCUGUUUUUUUGCAUACUUAUCUUAUCACAAGUGUAUGUUAUGUAGAGAUUUUUUAUAAGAAAAGAAAAAUAUGAGACAUGAAACAAAUGACAGGCAUUCUUUUUUAUAUUUAAUUUAGUCAUUGACUGACCUUUAAGUCCAAACAAACAUGUGUAUCAAAGAAAUUACAAAAAAAUCUAGCUAGAGACAGGGUAAAUUAAAAUUAUUCAGGGAUACCCUAAAGCUAGAGCACCAUUAUGCAAGCGAGUCAAUAUUUUAAAGCUAUCAGUCCACUGACUUUAUUUAUGUCUCAGAACCGAGAGGACAAUGCUAAAACUCUGAGGAUCAUGGCUGAAAUUCAAGCCCAAAUGUUGAAACAAGAAGAAGAUGAUCGAAUGUCCAACUCGAGUGGAAGAAUGUAAGAGUUUUUUUGUUUUUUUUUACAAUUUAAAAAAAAAAUAAUAAUAAUAAUUUACGGGUCAUAUAGUAUAGUAAAAUAUUGAGAAAUGAAAAAUCAAUAGCCAACCUAUUUCUCAUUAAUUAUAAAACUAGGAUUUUGAUUAGAUUGGAUGCCACCUGAGAGACCCCUUAACUAUCUGUCUUCAGAUGGUCUUUGGUUUAGAAAUUAUGUCUUAACAGUGAUUUAUUUACUCAAGGAGCAAUUCUUUUCCCCAGCCUUGCUUCUAAAACUUUAAAAAAAUAUAUAUUUGUUUUUAAAUUAUUCUUUUUUUCUAACAGGGCUGAUAUACCUCAGAAACACACACUUCCACUAAUGACACCUGAAGAGGCUCUUGCUUGUAAAUGGCUUCGACUAACCCCAGUAUUUAUUAUUUGUAUAUUUUGUUCACAUAUAAAUAAAAUAAUUAUGUUGUCUCUUUCUUGUCUAAACAUAACAGCAUAUUCUCAUGUUUUUUUCUUUAUCAAUACCCGGUAUUUGAAAUGAGUAGCACCCAAUAGUGUCGAUGUUAGUUCCCAAUUUAUAAAAAGUUAGCAAACUUCUGUAUGCUGGUUGCAAGCACUGAUAAAACUAAUCACUGCAAAAAAUAAUAUUUUAUUUCAGCCCAUUUUUCUCAGGGCUUUUUUCAGGGUCAUUUGUAUAACUUUCACCCAUUCUAGUUCUAGGUUAUGCUUUACUAUAAGUCUACUAACUCCCUAAUCACAACUGUUACACAGUCUUAAUCAUAAGUGCUGACAUUUGACACGCAGCCUUAAUCCCAUGUCAUUAUUUUGAUCUGCUUUACAGCAACAGGUAGCUGUUCUGGAAGAAUUGAUUCGACAAAGAGGUUUAGAUCCUGGCAUCCAUGAGCAUUCGCAGUUAAAUGAUUAUGAUGUGUUUGCUGAGAUUCGCAAGCUAAGGUAUUAUCAUUGAUUUGUUGAUGCAUGCUUAACUUAAAUGCUAUACAACUACAUUGAAAGUAUUUAGAAUUGUGGACAUAAUUGAAGUAGAUUGGCCUCUAUUUAAUCCAAUGACUACCAUAAGGUAAGUAAGUACCAGAAACCACUAUUAUUAUUUUUCUGGUAUAAAACAACCCUCAUUCUGUUAACUGGCCAGCUUUUUUAUAAUUUUAUAUGUCCUUAAACAUAGUUUUAUUUUAAAAAUCUAUGAUGAGGCUCACUUCUCUAGAUUUUAUGAGUGCUGAUGUAUGAAUGAGACACGUUGACCAUUCCCAUUUCUUUGUCAAUUCAUUUUUUAAAAAUUUCCCUCCAGACUUGAAGCUAAUUCUGAAAAUGAAAACGUCACUUUUAUUCUGGAGGAGGAAGAUGAAGAAACUGACGAUGUGCAUGUGCGAGCAGCAAGGCAUUGAUUUUCAGAACAUUUUUUAAAAUAAAAUACUUGAGCUAUGAAAACAGGUCAGCACUCACAUGUCCAAUGUGCUCAAUCACUUUACCAUCUAGACACGCAUUGACAGCUCUAAAUAAGCAUGAGUUUAUACAAAAGCAUGAGUUUAUACAAGAGGUUUUUCUGUAGAAUAGGAGAUGAUUGAGUUAACCUAGAACAGAAGCUGUACGUUAUACAGUGGAACCUUUCAUAACGAGCACCUCUCAUGAGUAAUUUGCAUAACGAGCAAAAAAAAUUUGAAGAAGUUGCUCCCUUAACGAGCGAUAUUUCGCAUAACGAGUUACGCAGAAAGGGGAAGUCCCUUUUCCUGAUAUUCAUUUGUGAGCCGGGACUUCCGCACCGAUGCAUUAGUCCAGUGGUUCUCAAUCUGUGGGUCGAGACCCCUUUGGGGGUAGCGCGGCCCUAUCCCAGGGGUCGCCUUAGACUAACUGAAAACACAUAUUCUUACAGCUAUGAAGUAGCAACGAAAAUAAUUAGGUUGCUGGGGUGUCGCCAAGACACGAGAAACUGUAUAAAAGGGUCGCGGCACUAGGAAGGUUGAGAACCAUUGCAUUAGUCUGUGUUUAGCACUCGUCUGUUUUCGUGUGUGAUCACCAUUUAUUACAAAUCUUGUAUUCAGACAGUAUUCGUAAUUUUUUUUAUGUGCUAAGUGUAAUAACCUAUGCUAAAAUGUCUUCAAAAAAAAAAACACAAGACAAUCAUAAAAGGGAAAAAUAACUGUUGAAAUGAAACGUAAAAUCAUUGAAAAGCAAGAACAAUGUGUGAGUGUGGCUCUUCGUGCAUCAAAUUUAUUCAAUGAUAAUGCUGUGACACAUUUUCGUCAAAUUUUGAAUCGUCGGCAAAAACAAAUGUCAUUAAGACAGUUUUCUAGUUAAAAAGGAUUAAUUAUUUGUCAUAAAUUCAUAUUUUUAUUUACGUUUUUUGUUUCAAAUCUAAAUUGUAUUCCAAGUUGUUACACUCCUUAACAAUUCAUAAGUAGUUUUAUUUGAAUAAAUGUUAAUACAAUUUUUUGAAAAAUUAGUAUUUUUUCAGCAUUAUCGUAUUUUACAUUGAUUUGUAUGGGAAAAAUUGUUUCAUUUAAUGAGUGUUUCGCUUAACGAGUAAGAGUCUGGAAUGAAUUAAACUCAUUAUGAGAGGUUUCACUGUAUUUUCUUUUUGUAUGUCCUUCUGGUAUCAGUAAUUUUUGUGAAAAGGUUAUAAUUUAUUUGAUGGAGAAAGUCGUGAGAGUGUUUUAGUAUGGUCAACUAGUAAAGCAUGAAUAGUCUGUAGAGAAACAAAAAUAUGGAAUAAAAGAGAAACCUUUGUUUGUAAAGGUAUACAACUUUAAUCUGUAAAAUGUUGAUGAUCAGUCUAAGUCUAACAAAGACUUUAAAAAAUUAUUUUUUAAAAGUAAUCUUUCAUUGCCAAUACUAUUGGCCCUUACAUAUGCAUUGACAUAAACAUUUUUUAUUUGUUAGGUUAAAAAGUCCCAGUGAUCAAGUAAAAAGCAACAUUACCAUUGGUGAAAAGAGAAAAAUGACUAAUGACCUGGAGAAUUAAAUUUUUUAUUGAACAAAACAAGGAGUCCCUUGGUAAUGAGAGAGAUUUGUGGAAAUGAAAUAAAAUAUUUACUCAUGUGGUGACCUAAAUUCUUCCUGUUUCAUUUGUUAUUUGUUAUUAUUAAGAACGUAACAAUGAUUCUUUAAAAAAAAAAAAAAUAGGUGUAGGCAUCUGCAUGUAUGCCCCACUCAUCUUUAUUAUAAG